Molecule: messenger RNA, 2177 nt
Organism: Oncorhynchus masou masou (cherry salmon)
Lineage: Eukaryota; Metazoa; Chordata; Actinopteri; Salmoniformes; Salmonidae
Product: NEDD8-conjugating enzyme UBE2F-like
Exons: 10
Coding region: 224-781 (185 amino acids)
Source: RefSeq, a predicted model, not a curated record
CAAUCACUGCAAUUCUGUUUAUGAUACCGGGAGCGAAGUUGUUACAGCUGAUAGUCAGCUUGUUUACAUUUCAUUAUAUAUUUGUAAGGUUAUUUGGCGAACGAAGUUCAGUUUUCAAUCUGUUGUUGCAGUUGCAGCCAGAGCCUUUGCUUCCGAGCGUCGUUGAUUAUGGUUUAGACGGAGCCCUUUUCUCUGAGAAAGCAGGAGAGAGCGCGGGGCAGCCAUGCUGACGUUGGCCAGUAAGCUGAAGAGGGAUGAGGGGGUGAAGACUGGCCGUCCCCCUGGGGGCCCCUCCGACUCCUCUCACAGGGUCUCUAUCAGGGACCGACUGCUCAUCAAAGAAGUUGCAGAACUUGAAGCCAACCUCCCUAGUACGUGUAAAGCCAGCUUCCCUGAUGAGAACAAGCUACACCACUUUCAGCUAGCUGUCUCUCCAGAUGAAGGCUACUACCAGAGUGGAACGUUCCAUUUUGAAAUAGACGUCCCUGAAGCCUACAACAUGGUGCCUCCCAAAGUGAAAUGCCAGACCAGAAUAUGGCACCCCAACAUUGCUGAGACGGGGGAGAUCUGUUUGAGUUUGUUGCGGGAGCACUCUAUCGACGGCACGGGCUGGGCCCCUACCAGAACGUUAAAGGAUGUAGUCUGGGGAUUGAACUCCUUGUUUACCGAUCUACUUAACUUUGAUGACCCGUUGAACAUUGACGCGGCCGAGCAUCAUCUGCGUGAUAAGGAGGAUUUCCGGAAUAAGGUUCAGGAUUACAUCAAGCACUACGCCAGGUGAUGACUGCAUCAGCUGCGCCAGCUGCCUGCUCCCCCCCCCCCUCCGUCUGUGACUGCGCAGCUGAACCCCGUCCCUAAUGUCUCAUCAACCAACCAACCGCUGCGCACCGCUGACACGCCCCGACUGCAAUAAGACGUCGCUGGAAGAAGGAAAGAUUAAACACGUUUUUAAAACUUUGAAGAGGGACUUGUUUAUUGGACCAGAGUAUUCAUCCGUCACAACAGGGAUCGUCCAAUGACUGGGCUUCUCGUUGUGUCUGAGCCAAUCAGAGUGGGCACCGGUGGCAGUGAGGACCCGGGAUUUAAUCAAUCCAGUUAUUUAAGAAUUGGCGAAUCAAAGAGAAAGAUGAUCUGUUAGUUUUUCUCAGUUCUAGUGCCUGCCAUGUUUGUGUUGCAAAGAAAAUGCACGCGAGCUCACAUGCACGCACACACACAGAAUCCCUUCAUGCACAUUGAGAAACGAACAUACUCAACUAGCUUCUCACAACACACAGCACUUGGCUGUGCAUGCAAACACACAGCUGGAAAAAGGACAUAUCUGUUAUGUUAUUCGUUCCUGCCCACCCCCAACUCACCAGACAGCACGUGAAUGACAAGUGCCACCAACCCAGUCCCCAUUCAAAGUCAGUCCCCGUUUUACCCAGUCAGUCCCCAUUCCAGUCAGUCCCCAUAUUGUCCAUUUCACUCUGGAUUUGUCUGAAAAGGCACUAUAUAGGGCAGGGUUAUUCAUCUCUGACCCUACGUGGGCCGAAGCCUGCUGGUUUUCAUCCCUCUAUCCUGCUGUUUUUCAUCUCUCUAUCCUGCUGCUUUUCCCUCCACACCUCUUAGGCCCCACCCACCUCAUGUGUUCUCCUCUGCCCCCAAGGUAGGGGAAUACCAGGGCGCUCUCCCUCUCCUAGGUUGUGUAUGAGUCCUCUGAUUAGUUGUCUAAAGGGAGGGCCUGUGGUCUCGCUCUCUUCUAUGUCAUUGUGCGUCUGUCUGUCCCUCCCAGUGUGUGUGUGUGUGUGUGUGUGUGUGUGUGUGUGUGUGUGUGUGUGUGUGUGUGUGUGUGUGCGCUCUGUGCCUGUGUGUGUGUGUGUUGCUUUGCCUGGGCUGGCUUUGUGCCUGUAUGCACAUUGGAACAUAACAUUCAGUGUCAUCACUGUAUUAAACAUUGUAUUUACGUUUCCAUGAGGCAAAGUGUAUGUGUGUGUGUGCGCGUGCUUUCAAAUGAACAGGUUCAGAUUUGACUUGUUAGCAUGCUCUGGUUCCUAGCCCCACACUCCUUGUUUUACUUGCCCAGCUUGCCUAGUUUCCUGUGAGGCUCAGGAGGGUCUGUCCCUCAGUUCAAAUCCUCCUUUGCUUUCAGAUUGUAUAUCGUUUUUUAAAGAUAUAUUAAAUGUAUGUAAUAAGGAAAA